UGGAAUCAUCAUCAAUCUCGUAACGGAACUUUUUUCAGUUCCAUAGCUGUGUGGAGACGACAAGUGCCACCCAUUCCCCCAUAGAUACUGCGAGGCUACACUGCAUCUUUAACCUCUUCGUGGGAAUAAAAGACAUUAAACCUCUUCGGAGAUAACACACGUUGCUUUGCUUCUCCACUAAGAUUUCAACGAGUCGUUUUGCGUGUGGUGUGGUUGCGAUCUGGUUUUGAUCGAUUGAUUGAUUGCUACUUUGGAGCGAAGGGGAAGGGGAGAAUAGAGUGGACCCCAAAAUGUGGUGGAUGAUGGGCGAGACCGGAGGAAAUUACUGUUCUAAGAAGAGCGAUGAUUUGUGUAGCAAUGUUUGUGGCCAGGAAUCAAGUCAAGCUUCGGGGAUGUCAAGAAUUCGCUGCAUUCUGCGUGGUUUGGAUGUGAAAACCUAUAUAUUCCUGAUUACGGUUGUCCCAAUGUGCAUCUUUGGAUUCUAUAUACAUGGGCAGAAGAUCUCCUACUUUCUUCGACCUCUAUGGGAAAAACCGCCCAGGCCUUUCAGGGUCAUCCCUCAUUACUAUAAUGAAAACGUCACAAUGAAGAAUCUCUGCAGGCUUCAUGGCUGGGGUGUCCGGGAGUAUCCUAGACGUGUUUAUGAUGCCGUGCUGUUUAGCAAUGAGUUGGAAAUACUUACCUUGCGCUGGAGAGAAUUGUACCCCUACAUAACUGAAUUUGUUCUCCUUGAGUCAAAUUCUACAUUUACAGGAUUGCCUAAGCCUCUGGUUUUCAGUAGCAACAGGGAUCAGUUCAAAUUUGUUGAGCCCCGGUUAACUUAUGGAACCAUUGGUGGGAGAUUUAGAAGAGGAGAAAACCCAUUUGUCGAGGAGGCAUAUCAGCGUGUGGCAUUGGACCAGCUCCUCAAGAUCGCUGGUAUUACGGAUGAUGACUUGUUGAUUAUGUCUGAUGUGGAUGAGAUACCAAGUGCUCACACUAUUAACCUCUUGAGGUGGUGUGAUGAAGUGCCUUCAAUCCUUCAUCUACAGCUGAAGAAUUAUCUCUAUUCAUUUGAGUUUCGUCUGGAUGAUAAGAGCUGGAGGGCUUCAGUUCACAGAUACCAGAGUGGUAAGACAAGAUAUGCACAUUAUCGCCAAUCUGAUGACAUAUUGGCAGAUGCUGGCUGGCAUUGUAGCUUUUGCUUCCGUAGAAUCAGUGAUUUCAUUUUCAAGAUGAAGGCCUACAGCCAUUAUGAUAGAGUCAGGUUCUCUCAUUAUUUAAAUCCAGAAAGAAUUCAGAGAGUAAUCUGCAAAGGGGCUGAUUUAUUUGAUAUGCUGCCUGAGGAAUACACUUUCCAGGAAAUCAUUGGUAAAAUGGGACCAAUUCCCCAUUCCUAUUCUGCAGUUCAUCUUCCUGCUUUCCUUCUGGAAAAUGCUGAGGAGUAUAAAUUUCUGUUGCCUGGGAAUUGCAUGAGAGAGAGAUGAUCUUCCAAAGUCAUUCAUAAUACCGGCUUAUUGCUAAGCUUGUAGCUUGUACAGCUCAAGUGACUCCUCUCGGAGCUUUUAACUGAGGUUGUGAUUAUUGUGUGCCACUCAUGUGGCUGUAUCAUUGUCCAGUGAGAUAUUCUUUGAGUUCACAUAAAUUCUUUGAUCUAGGGGGAAUUCUGUAUAUAAUUUAGAGUUGGACUUGAUUCAAGGGGAGCAGCAUGUCCACUUAUGAGCAAUUGAAACUUGAAAGCGCUGUUUGAAAACAGACUUGCCUUUAUGAACUACUACUGUGUUUAUCUGGUAUUAUUGUGUGGCUGAUCCCCAAUACGAGACAGAUUCGUUUAAAAUUCCUCACUUUUUCCUGUUUGGGAAGUUUUGUUUUGCAGACAAGUUUAUUUCCUUAUCAUCCGAUUGCUUGGCUAUAUUCAUAACAAUGCUGACUUAGUUUUAUGCAUUAUAUAAAUAUAAUUUGGUUGCUAUCAAUUAGAUACCGUUCCGAUAUGUGAUUUUGCUCAAGUGAAUGCUUUAUGAUGCCCCCUUCUUUUAACUAUUUGGAAUCCCUUU
Molecule: messenger RNA, 2033 nt
Organism: Abrus precatorius (Indian licorice)
Lineage: Eukaryota; Viridiplantae; Streptophyta; Magnoliopsida; Fabales; Fabaceae
Exons: 2
Coding region: 291-1466 (391 amino acids)
Biological process (GO): N-acetylglucosamine metabolic process; protein N-linked glycosylation
Cellular component (GO): membrane
Molecular function (GO): beta-1,4-mannosylglycoprotein 4-beta-N-acetylglucosaminyltransferase activity
Source: RefSeq, a predicted model, not a curated record